Messenger RNA from Spodoptera frugiperda (fall armyworm), 2920 nucleotides. RefSeq lists its product as uncharacterized. NCBI's taxonomy places the organism in Eukaryota, Metazoa, Arthropoda, Insecta, Lepidoptera, Noctuidae. The record is from RefSeq and is a predicted model, not a curated record. Gene Ontology annotation, cellular component: striated muscle dense body; plasma membrane. The coding region runs from base 438 to 2024 and encodes 528 amino acids. Gene Ontology annotation, biological process: regulation of potassium ion transport; regulation of muscle contraction. Gene Ontology annotation, molecular function: potassium channel regulator activity. The transcript has 7 exons.
UAAAUAGGUCCCUAUAUAUCCCGCAGCCUCUAACAACAUGGUCGCCUUGAACAUCCCACUCCACGGCGCGAGCUCAGUGCUCUGACGCGAUCCAAGCAACUCCUACAAGCGGUGACAGAACAAAAACAUUCAGCUUAAACAAUAAACAUAUCUAAUAACCAAAUCAUAUCACUAACAAAACUUGUAACAAAAACGAACUAUUUUAUAUCGAUUUUUCCAACCAAGUGUUUCAAAAAUGCGGACUCAGUGACGGAAAACAGUGUAGUGAUAUUGAAAUAUUAUACCUCAAAACCAUAUGUGUCUUCUAAGUGAGUACCGUACAUGUUUUAAUGUUUUUUUGUUAACCAGUGCUACGUACGACAUUGAUCGUUAUUUUUUGAGUAAUAAGUGUAUGAAACCGGAUAGUAUGCCCGCCGGUGUGUAGCCGGUGCGUUCGCAUGGGCAGCCUACCGGACCUCACGGAGCGUUCGCGGCCGACUCCCGUACGUGCCGCCGUGCGAACCGUGUCCGACCCGCACCGGCACCGGACUAUUAUCACACCGAUUCCAGUGAGCACAAUAUACAAGAAAGAAUGGCCUUGGAAGAAGCAGAAGACUCCAAUCAGGGUGGCGGGGUCAUGCAUCGGACCUCGACGACGGGAUUCAGCUGCGUCCUCAGUAGGAGCGGCUUCAGUCCGCAGGCUGCUUGCUCGACAACCACCGAAGCUGCCCAAACCCCUCGUCAAUCGAUUCACACUACUCUGCAUCUCCAGCGGUCUCUGUGCCACUGCCUUACUGCCUUUCACAGCCUUCGCUGGCGCCGAGGCAGGAGCCAUGCCUCUUUCAAUUAUGCACACAGCCGCAGCUGUAGUGGCUCCGUUCUCUCCUCUAAUCCUCCAAAAGACUGGCACAAGAUUAGUAAUAGCGAUAUCCCACACUCUUGUAUGUGUGUUGCUAUCAGCUCACACAGUAGAAACACCACUUCCUGUGCUCCUUGCUUUAUACGGACUCUGUGGAGUAACACUGUCACCACUAUCCCUGGCACUAUCAGCAUCAGCAACUUCUCUAGCACAAGCGGCUGGCGAUGAGGCCAGAAGAAAAGUUGCCCUCAGAAGAGCUUUAAGAGCACUCAGAGCAGCUCAAGACUUAGGUCUUGUGUGCGGCUCUCUACUGCUAGGAUUUGCCCUAUUGAUAUGGUCUGAAGAAAUUUCUAAACCUUCCACUCCUGUUCCAACUAAUAUAACUGUGCCGAGGUGGCCUCCUCCUGAGGAAUACUUCUUAGAAGAUGAUUAUGAGGAACGAACAUGUGGAUCUGCCGGCUGUCCAGACAUGCAGACCUUAUCAGGCACAGUGUUGGACGCCUACGGCAGAAUGCUGCUGGUCGCUAUGUGGGCAUUCCUAGCGUUGUUGUCUGUCGGGAUGGGAGUGUACGGUGCACCGUCAGCACCUGCACCGCCCCCUGACGCCCGCUCCGUCUUUGUAGAUCCUCGGGCAAUUCUUGGAAUGCCCAUGGGACUAUUCAUAGGACUCCAACAGGGAUUUAUUUAUACGUCGUAUAUUAAGUGGUACGGAGUAUGCGUGGACGGAUGGUGGUGUGCGUGGCGGUCGCUGUGCGGGACGGGGGUGCUCCAGGCGCUGGCAGCCGGGACUCUCUCCAUGGCAGCAGCGCGAGGCAGGCGUGGCGCGCUGGCAGCUGGUGGCGGCGCCGCGCAUGCGUCGUUAGUGCUCGCUCUACUCAGGUGGAGAGCUGCUAAGACCGACCUAGCACUGCCUGCCUUGGCUGCCGCGGCCUGGGGCGCGUGUGCUGCUCUUUGGGAUGUACUGCAGGCUGGUAUCUGCAUCGGUGGUCCAGGCUGGCGCGGCGCGUGGUCCAUUAUCCUGGCGGCGCGCCACUCAGGGAUGGCAAUGGCGUGCAUCGCACGACAGAUGUUGUGUGUGCGCGCGCAGUUGGCCGGCUUGGCGACAGCCCUGCUGGCUGCACUGGUCACGCACACUAUGCUGGAGCUUAGGUUGCGCAGGGGGGACACAAAUCGCCCGAGAUCCUAGCGAAGACCUACAGCGACGCAGCUGGCGGCGCUUGCACCGACCUCAGACGACGUCGAGGAGCCCGACGUCAGUGACGUCGCGUGCCACGUCAUCAGUUAACGUUGCUGGCGUAACAUGAACUGAUAACUCUAUCGUUUACCAGGCGUGAACAACGUUUGUUACAUCGCUAGUGAAACGUGUUAAAUUCAACGUCGAUGGUGUAACGUGUAACGUCGCGUGCCACGUCAUCAGUUAACGUCGCUGACGUAACAUGAACUGAUAACUCUAUCGUUUACCAGGCGGGAACAACGUUCGUUACAUCGCUAGUGAAACGUGUUAAAUUGAACGUUGCUAGUGUGACGUGUAACGUCGCGUGCCACGUCAUCAGUUAACGUCGCUGGCGAAAUAUGAACUGAUAACUCUAUCAUUAACCAGGCGGGAACAACGUUUGUUACAUCGCUAGUGAAACGUGUUAAAUUCAACGUCGAUGGUGUGAUGUGUAACGUCGCGUGCCACGUCAUCAGUUAACGUCGCUGGCGAAAUAUGAACUGAUAACUCUAUCAUUAACCAGGCGGGAACAACGUUUGUUACAUCGCUAGUGAAACGUGUUAAAUUCAACGUCGAUGGUGUAACGUGUUUUCGACGUUGCUGGGAGUUACGUUUGCAAUAUUUUUAACGACACUCGUGUAACGUAUGGGUAUGACAUUUUUAAAUUUGCUGGAGUAACGUGUACAACGUACUAGUUAACAUAGCAGUAUCCUUAGUACGAGUUUGCUUUACGUUUAAAGUAAUCGAAACGAGAGCGCGUUCGGCACUCUGAUUGGUUGGUUCGAGCCAGCCAACCGGAACGCCGAUUGGGCUUUAAACGUAAAGCAAACUCGUACUAAGGGUACUGGUCUAAUGUGUACAGCUGUUGU